This is a messenger RNA of Pararge aegeria (speckled wood butterfly), 1578 nucleotides long. It is a transcript of the gene Cisd2, whose product is annotated as CDGSH iron-sulfur domain-containing protein 2 homolog. The coding region runs from base 114 to 512 and encodes 132 amino acids. Gene Ontology annotation, molecular function: 2 iron, 2 sulfur cluster binding. NCBI's taxonomy places the organism in Eukaryota, Metazoa, Arthropoda, Insecta, Lepidoptera, Nymphalidae. Gene Ontology annotation, cellular component: mitochondrial outer membrane; intracellular membrane-bounded organelle. The record is from RefSeq and is a predicted model, not a curated record. Gene Ontology annotation, biological process: regulation of autophagy. The transcript is spliced from 3 exons.
GUCAAUGUCAAAUCAAACUGAACGUGCAUUUCUUUACUAAUAGAUUCUCUUUGCGUUUUCAAUUUUCAUUGCAUUAUUGUUGUGUAACCUGUGAGAAUAUUCUGUUUUAAAAAAUGUAUUUUGUAUCAAACAUUGUAAAAGUUACCAUCCCUAACUAUUUGGCCAGCUUACCAAUUCCUGAUUCUCUCGGAGGGUGGUUUAGACUUGGAUUUCGCGAUUGGUUAGCAUUAAUCCCCCCAACUGUUGCUGUUGGUGGAAUAUCUUACUACUCAUACAUAACUAUCAAGAAAGCCAAUGAAGCUGGCAACGGACAGGUGAAUCCUGGCAUUAGGAAGGACAUCAAUAAAGUUGUCGACUUCGUUGACAUCGAGGAUAUAACUGAAAAGGUCUCAUUGUGCAGGUGCUGGAGGAGUAAGAAUUGGCCGUACUGCGAUGGUGCCCAUGGGGCUCAUAACAAGGAAACAGGAGACAACGUCGGACCAGCGGUUGUUAGACAUAAGGAAAACAAGUAGAAACAUCCGUCACAAACAGAUAUACAGCCAGUUGGAUUUUGAAAUGGAUUUAACUAACUUUUUUUUGAAUAUUGGAUAGAAGCAGACAGAAUAUUGGAUAGAUGGAUACUCUUCGGUGAAUUCCAUAAUAUUCAAUGAACAUAAAACUUAAUUUCCUAUACUCCGCGGAAAGCAGGAGAUUCUGUGAAGGUGCAUCUUAACUGAUGAUUGACUUAACAAAACCUGUAUUGGAGCGAAUCGUGCGGAAGAUCUUUUUGUUGUGGAGUAUAAAGAAAUUAUAAAUGACAUCGUACUGGUUCUCGUGCUUUUUGAGCAGUAUAGCAAAUUAGUUCUUAUGUUCAAUGUUUCUUUUUAGUUAUAAAACCAGGGUAUAGUUUUGGUAAUGGCAGUUUUUAAUUUUUUAACAUUUGUUUUUCACUUUUCUAAAACAGACACCUUAAAAGGUAGUAUUUGAUAUUUUAUUUCAAUCCGCUUUUUUUUAAAUCUUACUUUAUGUUGGUUAAAUAUUGUAGCAUGCCAAUAUAUAUUAUUCGCGGUUAGAAAGUCUUAAGCGUAGUUACAUAGACCAUCAAAGUUUUAUCUAGCCAAGGCAAUUUAGACUCGUUUUUUAGAUCUGUUUAAAAUCCUUCUGGCUCAGCUAAUAAUAACCUCAGUGUAGAGUUACAACAGGUGAUAAAUUGUGAUUGGAAAAGGUUAUGAGCACACUUGAAGAAUUAAAUUAAAUAAAAGAAAAAUUAAAAAAACAAUUGCAGUUCACAACUUGAAGAAGUUCUUUCUGGUGCGAAUUUUAGACAGUAUGGCACCAAGUUUGAAUGACACUUUGCUUGAAUUUAAAUUACGUAUUCAAGUGUGGUUUUAGUCAAUAAAUGUAUAAACAAAUUAUCAAGUACCAUUCAUAUAAGUGGAUUUAUAUUACGUAGUAUUGUUAUCACAUAAGAGAACAAGUUUUAAUUUUACAAUGUAUACAAUUUUUUUGAACUGUGGCCUUAUUUUUGUCUUCUUUGUUAAGGAUUGUUGUUACCGGUUUUUAAUGAAAAUUCGUUAAAUAAAAUUGCAUUUCUAUUAA